AACUACUAUUAAAGAAUUACAUGAAAGCUAUAUUUCUUCCACUUCAACAAAUAUAAGCUCAAUUACUCUUAAAAGACAUCUUCAUAAGAAUAAUAUUUAUGGAAGAAUUGGAGCUAAAAAACCUUUU
This is a messenger RNA of Dentiscutata erythropus, 127 nucleotides long. NCBI's taxonomy places the organism in Eukaryota, Fungi, Glomeromycota, Glomeromycetes, Diversisporales, Gigasporaceae. The record is from the annotation of a GenBank genome assembly.